CGUGAUUGAUACCAUUAGAUAUUUUAUAGAUAGCUUCGACAGAUUCGUAUCUUCGUUCCACGAGAGCCAAGUAGACAUCAUGCGGCAAGCUUUUAGACUGGGCAUCGGCCCUGAGGAGAGACCACACACAGUGGGUUUCAUGUCCAAGAAGCAGAACAUUCAGAAACUGCAAAAGGAUCGCUAUACAAUGGUGGCGCAAUCCUUGCGAGCAGGGCAGCCACCACUGAAGACAAACGUCAGGAUAAGGGCGAAAGUACCCACAGGCUUCAUCUUCCACGAGCAACCUUUCCACCAAGAGAAUUGGCCUUUGGAGAAGGGUGAACGUAUCUCCACCUUCACGCAACGUGCUCGGUGCCAACGGAUAUAUCUUACCAAGAAUAGAUACGUGGGCUUGGGAAGGGCCACGAUAAGAAAGAAUUACGGGGUUUGCGUUUUGUUUGGAUGCAGGGUGCCAGUCAUUCUACGGAAGAUCGAGAGUUACUAUGUGUUCAUCGGCCCCACAUACCUCCAAGGGUGGAUGGACGGCAGGUCUUUGAUAUGUCUUAGGAUGACAAGCUCAAAGAGGUGGAACUUCGGAUCCGUUAGUAUGGGAUAGAUGAUUAGGUUUUCAUAUACUGGAAGUGAGAGCAUGCCCCGUCAAGCAAUGUGCUUCGGGUAAAGGCCAAGCAUAUUGAUCGCUAUAGCCGAGUGUGGAGUGCAGCAGUACUUAUGG
Molecule: messenger RNA, 712 nt
Organism: Paraphaeosphaeria sporulosa
Lineage: Eukaryota; Fungi; Ascomycota; Dothideomycetes; Pleosporales; Didymosphaeriaceae
Exons: 2
Coding region: 80-595 (171 amino acids)
Source: RefSeq, a predicted model, not a curated record